Theobroma umbraticum is the source of this 489-nucleotide messenger RNA. RefSeq names its product lectin-like protein. The record is from RefSeq and is a predicted model, not a curated record. NCBI's taxonomy places the organism in Eukaryota, Viridiplantae, Streptophyta, Magnoliopsida, Malvales, Malvaceae. Gene Ontology annotation, molecular function: carbohydrate binding.
AUGGCUUUAACCCUUCACACCUCUCCCUCUAUGGCUCUGCAACCUUGGAAUCAGCCCGUUUCUUUGUCCAUCUCCCCAGACAAAAAUAAUCUGCCCGCGCACGGCCUAGACUUCAUCUUUGUAACUUGUACAGGCAUUCAAUAUCUUGGCUUCUUGAAUCGAAGCAAGGAUGGAAAUCUCAACAACCAUGCUUUUGGUAUUGAAUUUGAUGAAUUCAAUGAUGAUAUCAACAACGACAAUGAUGUAGCCGUUGACAUGAAUUCUGUCACUUCUCUGGGGUUGAGAAUGAAUAAUGGAGCAAAGCAGAGAGUAUGGAAUGAUUAUAUCAAGUCUCGGCUUAGCGUGACAAUGGCUCCUGCAAGCAAGGAAAAGCCCCGAAAACCACUGAUCAAUGUUGCUCCUCAUCUCUCUCAUGUUCUGCUUCAAGAAAUGUACGUUGGCUUCAAGUUUCUCCACAAUAGAAUGCCCCUCCUGCGUGGACUAUCUUAA